Molecule: messenger RNA, 1227 nt
Organism: Mandrillus leucophaeus (drill)
Lineage: Eukaryota; Metazoa; Chordata; Mammalia; Primates; Cercopithecidae
Gene: SFRP1
Product: secreted frizzled-related protein 1
Exons: 8
Coding region: 1-1227 (408 amino acids)
Biological process (GO): canonical Wnt signaling pathway; non-canonical Wnt signaling pathway; negative regulation of canonical Wnt signaling pathway
Molecular function (GO): Wnt-protein binding
Source: RefSeq, a predicted model, not a curated record
AUGGGUGCUCCCCCGUUCCUCUCGCCAGCACCUCAUUUAUAUCCAGCUUGUUCCUGGCUCAACCCCCCGAGGAAGUCCCCACCCCCACUUGGCAUACAAGGCUUCCAGAAACUCCAGCCUCCCAGAUGCCGGCCUAUGUUCUUAUACAGCAUUGCGUGGGGAUUUGUGGGAGUGGGCCACUGCGUCGACCAACUCAGUCGCCUCCCACCCUCCAUGGAGCGACCCGCUCGGGGGGGCUGCCGGGGGGCAGCCCUGGGAGUGCUGCUGGCGCUGAGCGCCGCGCUCCUGGCAGUGGGCUUGGCCAGCGAGUACGACUACGUGAGCUUCCAGUCGGACAUCGGCCCGUACCAGAGCGGGCGCUUCUACACCAAGCCGCCGCAGUGCGUGGACAUCCCCGCGGAUCUGCGGCUGUGCCACAACGUAGGCUACAAGAAGAUGGUGCUGCCCAACCUGCUGGAGCACGAAACCAUGGCGGAGGUGAAGCAGCAGGCCAGCAGCUGGGUGCCCCUGCUCAACAAGAACUGCCACGCCGGCACCCAGGUCUUCCUCUGCUCGCUGUUCGCGCCGGUCUGCCUGGAUCGGCCCAUCUACCCGUGCCGCUGGCUCUGCGAGGCCGUGCGCGACUCGUGCGAGCCGGUCAUGCAGUUCUUCGGCUUCUACUGGCCCGAGAUGCUCAAGUGUGACAAGUUCCCCGAGGGGGACGUCUGCAUCGCCAUGACGCCGCCCAAUGCCACCGAAGCCUCCAAGCCCCAAGGCACAACGGUGUGUCCUCCCUGUGACAACGAGUUGAAAUCCGAAGCCAUCAUUGAACAUCUCUGCGCCAGCGAGUUUGGACUCUGUCUCAAAAAAAAAAAAAAAAAAAUGCCUUUGUGUGUAGUUCUAGCUCUCAGGCCUGAAGGAGAGAGGGGUGUUCGGUGUAAAAUCUUGGUUGGCACCUCCUGCUCCCCAGGCAAGGCCCCUGGGAACACUGGCCUUCACCUUGAGUGCAUGGGGAAGAGGAGCCUCUAUGUGCCUGAGAGGGUGGAGCAGAUGGAAACUGAGUUGGACGAAUUCAUUGAAGGUGAAGAAAGGGAUGACGCCAGGGUAUGUAAAGACGGAAUCCUGGAGUCAUUCCACGUUGCGUGUCUUGGAGAGGAAGGCCAGAUGGCCUGGAGCAUUCUAGUGGCCGUGACUUUUUGGGAACGGACCUCCAGUUGCCAGCAAGGAGGCCCCGUGGACGUGGAAUGA